Cydia splendana is the source of this 4860-nucleotide messenger RNA. RefSeq names its product tumor necrosis factor alpha-induced protein 8-like protein (gene sigmar). The transcript has 5 exons. Gene Ontology annotation, biological process: regulation of apoptotic process. The record is from RefSeq and is a predicted model, not a curated record. Bases 282 to 923 code for a protein of 213 amino acids. NCBI's taxonomy places the organism in Eukaryota, Metazoa, Arthropoda, Insecta, Lepidoptera, Tortricidae. Gene Ontology annotation, cellular component: cytoplasm.
UGUUAAUAUCUCCCCGCCUGUCACAUAUGAUCGCCGGACGGACACCCCUCCAAUCGUUUGAAAGCACAACCACUCGACUUUGCUUUGGAUGUGGGCGAUACCAAAACACAACGUACCUCAUGUUCGCGUGCUUAUUUACAAUAUUCGAAAACACUGACUGAAAUCUAAGUGCUUACAUUAUUUAUUAGCAGACAAUAGUGUUCUGUGAAUAACAGUGACAUUCGGUGAAAAUAUCAGAUUGGAUUGUGUUUAAAAAUUGAUAUUAUUGGAUUUUCGUGAAAAUGACGGCCUCUACGAUGAUUGAACUGGAAUCCUGGAUUAUCUACCAGUGUGUCCUGAACGAGUGCCAUGUGUCUAGCUCAAUGGAGGGCGGCGCGUGGUGCGCCCGCGAAAUAUCGCUGCGCGCGCAGAAGAAGUUCCUGUCGCGGGUCGGCGGCUCGGCCAGCGCGCGCGCCCUCGUGCUAGACGAGCAUGCUGCCAAGCUCCUCGACCAGUUCCUUUGCGUGCUGCGGUCGCGCGUGGAGAAGCGCGAAGCGGAGAAGAUGGUGAAGCACGUGAUCAAAGCGGCGGUGAAGCUCGGCGUGCUGCGGCGGCACUCUCAGCUCCUGUCCGCUGACGACCGUGCGCUCGACGCCUUCCGGGCCAAGUUCCACACCGUGCUGAUGGCGGUGGUAUCUUUCUGCGAAGUGGAGUUCUCCUACGAUCGCGAGUUCCUUCAGGACGCUCUACGUGAGUCGCAUCAAUCGCUAAAAUCAGUGGUGGAACGCCACCUUUCCGACAAGUCCGUGUCUCGACUCGCGGGGGUAUUCGCACUCGUCUCCCGCGCUGACCUACUGGACUCACUAUUCGCCGGACAAGUCGACGAGGAUGUCCUCAAACUAGCACGCAUGCUUCGCAAGGAACUCGAUCGCGGCCUCCUAUAAUCCAACCGUCCCAAAGGUCUGUGUCCAAUUUUCCGCGGGAUUCUUCCCGAAUAGUCGUUUCUACAGUCGCUUCAGGCGACCGUGGGAUCACGUUAUCCCCACAAAUGGGGAUUUGGUUUUAUAUAAGGCGAGUUUUUUGCACUGUAGUGUAUCGUUUCGGGUGGAGUUCGCUGCUUAGCGAAUGGUUCCAUAGUUCUGUUAACACUUUUCGUACGAGUUUGAGUAUUUGUCUGUAGGACAAAUGGGAACUACAAAAUUGGUGUAUUUAGAACCAAUCAAAUUGUAGCAGCUUACUUCACAUCGAUGACAUGACAUUGCAUUGCAGACAUGACAUUGCAGUGAAUAGAUCUUGCUUGAGCCUAAUCUCACUAAUUUAUAUGUUAUUUUUUACACGAGUUCUUAAGUAAUUUAUGUUGGAAUUUAAUUUUUAUACUCACUGCUUGAAUUAAGUGUAAUUUUGAGCGAAAAAGAAUUAUAAAUUGGAACUGUUUCCCGUUUUUGCCAUUAAUUGUUUUGUCAACAUCGACUAUUAAGACGAAAUUAUGAGUGCAUUUAUUUACUGAAACCUGAAUACUCGAGUUUUUUUUACAGGCUAUGUAGUCUCAUUAAUGACACUAAAUCAUUUCGUUCCGAUAACAUUAUUACAAUAAUUUUGAGUAAUUGAAAUCCGUCUGACUUGCUUCGUAAUAUUACACAUAUUAAACAUAUCUUUUAGAUAGAUGAAUGUAAUUUCUGUCGACGGUUUCACUGUAACAUAUCUCUUGUAAAACAGAUUAAUGGACGAAAAUAACAAAAAAAGUUUUUUUUUUUCAGAAACAAAGGGGUAUUAAUACUCCGAUCUUUUCUAAUCUGGCUUGAAUAUUAAUUAUUCUUACCAAUGAUCUAAAAAUUGAUGACUGUCGUCAAUUCAAAACUUCCCAAAUGAAUACAAUUUCUAUCUGCUAGUCCCAAGCAAUCAAUGUAAGAAUUUUAUGUAUAUAAAUUCUUCUACUAUAAUUGAAUCUUUUGUAUAACGAAAAGUAUAGUCAUACAUUUUUAUGGAUAACUUUCAUUUCGUUACAUAAUGGAAUAAACUAUGAACCACGAAAUCUUAACAAAAGACUUUUUAUUCAAGGCUUGCCGUAUCGUUUGCCAGUAUUCUAACAUGACGUAGUAUAAGUUUAUAAAAUGACAUUAAUUAAUAAUAAGUAUAAUUGUUUUGAAUGCUGUAUAAUUUAUUAGUUAUAAUGUUGUGAUGUCGGUUUGUUGAAUGGGUUAAUGUUAAUUAAGGUUAGAAUGCAUUUAAUAGCUCUACCUAAAUGUGAUUUUAAUGUUUAUCGGCGUAUGUUUUAACGGAUUUAUGUUAGAAUUUAAGACCAGUUACCAGAUAGCCUAAAACAUGACAUAAACUGAACUGAUCUAACGAAAUUGUCUAAGUUAUCUGAAAAUAAUUUAAGUUAAUAUUUUAAUUUAAUAACAAUACCUAAUUAUUAAAGUAUAAUAGCGUCAUAAUUAUAAUGUUAUCAAAUACAAAAUUGUUGUCCAAAUAAUACACAAUAUAUUUCGAUAUUACGUCUACAUAUAAUAGCGUGAACUGAUUAAUGUAUUUAAAUUGUAUGAAUCAUUUUAUCCAUAGCUUUGUGUACAAUAUACUCUCUAUUAUCAACUAUAUUCGGACCAAAACUAUAUCGCCACGCAGUUAACAUAUCUGAUCUAACAGUCAUAUCUAAUUUUGUAUUAGCAAUAAUUAUUUUAACUUUCUGUAAUCGAAAUGAUUUAUUUCGGUUGCAUAAUUUUAUGGGAUGAUACUGUUAUUUUUUUUAUACUAAGACGUUACAAGAUAACACUUAAAAUUUAAUGCUUGUCAAUAUACCUAGUAUCAGAUGUAGGUCAGAAUUUCCAUUCCAAAUUUAUUCCUUUGUGUAACGAAAAAUAAACAUGACAAAUUUUCGUUACACAGUGGAACCAAUUAAAUCGUAAACGAAAUCUUGUUUAAAUAUAUGUGUUUAAACUUUGUAACAUCACAGUAUACAAGCAUGAAUUCAUUUAAAACUAUUUUUAACUUAGAUCAUAUAAGUCACUUGCUAUGUCGAACUGUAGCCUGGUCGUGUCAAUUACUGUGUACAGGCGUAGAUUUAAACGUCCACAUUUUCGUACUUCGCAUAGCUUAGACCUUUGUUUGCUGACGUUAAACGGGGGUGUUACUAAUGGAAUAUUUCAAAAGUGAAAUAAGACAUUCUUCUUGGAUUUGUAUUUUCUUCUACAUUGGUAAAACAAAAUAUAGUAAAAUAAAAGUGUCAAACGUUUUUAAAGAAUGGAUCUGUGCCGUUUAAAAGGAAGAAUGUAAGUGUUCAAAAUAUUUAUAUUGCACAAAAAAAUCUUGCCUCGUUUUAUUAUUUUAGUAGGUUUCACUAGUUACUAGUCAGUGUCAGAAAACUACUUGGAAAGAAAUGACAUUCAAAUAUUUUUCAGCACAUUUACUUUUUGACAUAUCUCUGAUAGUUAUUUGGUCCUCUAUUAUCUAUAGCCACGAAGUCUUGUAAUAUAACAACAUUGUUUUUUGUAAAUAUCCACUCGCCUGCACAGUAACCUGCUACAGGUAGCUGUCAUAGCUAGAUGAAAUCAAAGACGUCCAAGUAGGGAUUGUAUCAAAGUGACAAUAUAAAUGUGUAGGAAUACUUAAUUUAGUUUUGUUACUCUCUACAUAGCACGUCCAGACGGGACGAUGAAAUUGACAAUUUGAUCAGAAAAAAAAUUGGUCAAUCUCAUCUAGCGUCCACGCGUACACAUUUUCAUAGUGGAAUUGGGAUCGGCAAACCAACGUCCUUCACUUUCAUUAUUGCGUCCACACCACCUGAUAAAAUUGACAAUUUAAUCAGAUUGGGCGAAAAAUUGUCCCGUCUGAACUGGCCUUUACUCCGAUCAAUGAGACACUUCAAUCCAAUUUUCGUAAGCAUAAACAUGUCGCAGAGCGACUUUAUCAAGUAUAACAGUUGUGUCUGAUUGACUAGAGUACUUUUGUAUCAUUGUCCUGUCUGAUUGGUAAUUGAUAAGGUAAUUUUAAUGCUUAUUAUCUUAUAUAUUUUACACGAAUCGCUUUUUUACACUUCGUAAAACAUUUUAGUUUCAUAGCGUCACCUUUUGUACUCGUAUUGCAACUAGCGAAAAUCUUAAAUCAAUCUAUAUACUUUUAUGUUUUCGCUGGUCGCAAAAUGUUUAACUUGUAUUGAUAACGAUAAGAAAACACGUAGAAAGCACUGAGCUUACACGGAAAUACGAAAAACAAAAAGUGUGCAAAUAUUAGAUUGAUAUUGUGAAUACCUUGGUUUAUAUAGUGACACCUUCAGAAUCCUAAGAUUGCUUUUAAGGGAUAUUUCGGGUUGGAUGUAUCUGUAAACAGCAUAUUCUUCGUUACCCCAUCUUCUAUUUUUACACGCCCAGAAAAAGGAGUGUAUUGUUUUUACUAGUGUGUUUUAGAGCUGUAGACUUGUAGAGCUCUUUAACUCUCAUAGCUCCGCCAUUUUGAAAAUAUCCAAAAGCUAAAUCGACAAAAAUAAGUAACCUCACAAAAUUUUAUGAGUAGUGGUUAAGAAAAUGUGACCUGUCGAAGUCGGAUAUAUAUGAAAGCAUAAUUGCCUAAGAUAAAACGAGGCUCUUCACUUUGCUCGGUCAAAUAGGUAGUUUAUUGUAACGCGUGAAACUGAAGUGAACCGUAUUUACGGAUACGUAAACUUUGCGACUUUGAAGGUGUCGCUGUUAUCUCAUUCUGUUUCUAAAAAUAAGUUGCAAAAUUGCCACCAAUUCAGAUAUGUUUGUUGUAUUGAUUUGAUUAAACUCGAAUAUCGAUCUAAAAGUUGUCACUAUAGUGAAAUUGGUCUCAACUAACUGUAUAUUUCAAAUUUGUUAAGCUGUGUUAUAUGUAUUAAGAUUUGAUAUCAAAUAUACAAUUCAUUAAAGA